Mesorhabditis belari is the source of this 1929-nucleotide messenger RNA. The record is from the annotation of a GenBank genome assembly. Lineage: Eukaryota; Metazoa; Nematoda; Chromadorea; Rhabditida; Rhabditidae.
AUGCUCAUCAUCUGUGCUGUGAUCGGGCUAUAUGCAAGCACCACGCUAGCCUCUCUCCCCAUUUGUUCAAAGUGUCCAGCAGCUGGCCACUGGUCAAGGUGGGAAGACUAUACGAGCUGUACAGGCACGUGUGGUUUAUUCGGAAGAAAAGUUCAAAAGAGGACGUGUCUCUCAUGGAAAUGGGGAUGUCCAUGCAAGGGACCAUAUUCUCGAACAAGACCAUGUGCUCCGAAGCCAUGUCCUGAUGGCUCGAAUGCCUGUGCUGAGGGAUAUUCACUCUACCCCAACUCCAAACUCAAUCAAGUUCUCUGUGGAAAUGUGUCUCUGCCGAGUGACUAUGUGAUGCCAAAGUGUCGAAUCACAAAAGUCCUCGCACACUGUGCUUUUCCAAAUCUUGGCAUUUGGAGUGGCUGGAAAUCGAUGGCACCAUGCACGGCAACCUGUGGACUCAACGGAAUGGUCACUCAGAACAGAACUUGCUUGUCUCAAAGCAAAGGCCACAAAUGCACCGGCUCCUCAACAAGAACGAUUCAUUGUCCCAAACUCGCCUGUCCAGGAGAUGUGUGUGCAUUGGACACAAAAGCGGUGACGAAUCUUGUGACUGGCAAAAGGCUUUGCGGUGUCGGCCUGCCCCAGGAUCCCGUUUUGCAAAUGCCCUUAUGCACGACAACAACCAAAAAGGCUACGACAAGGGCCACAACGAAGACAACGAAGAAGCCGACCACAAAGACCCCAGCUCUACCGUGCUUCACUCAUUAUGCCUCAUCCACAAAAUAUGCGAAUUGUGCCGCUGUUGGUGCUGGCUUCAAAGCUGUUGGUGGAUCGUGUUACAAGGCAAUUUAUGUGAAUGCCGAUUAUGCUGGAGCAAGAGCCAAAUGUAAGGCUGCUCAUGUGGAUGCGGACUUGGCCACGAUUCGAUGUGAUGCGGAGAACACGGGAGCUUCUGGUGUUGUGUCGGCUGCUCUGAAGACUCAAUGUUUAUCGUUUGGAGAGUUCUUCCACAGUCAACUGUUGUUGGGAAUCAAUAAUGUGACAAGAACUAGUGGAAUUUCCUGGACGAAUGGAGCCAAUACGACUUAUCGCAACUGGGCCCCAGGAGAGCCAAACGGAAGUCCGGUCGAUGCAGUCAGCAGUGCAACGCUCUACAUUGCGUCAACAAAUCCAGCUGGUGGAGUGACGUAUCCACUGGGAAAAUGGGAAAACACGCCACCAGAUUGGGUGGUUUGUGCUGCUCUCUGUGAAGUGAUCACGGCAAAGACGGGAACUGGUUGUGGAUUGCGGCCGUGUACCGCGGCGACAAAAACGACAACCACAAAGAAAACGACAACAACCACAACUACGACCACAACGACACCAGCGCUACCAUGUGUCACAACUUCGGUACCCACCACAACCUAUGCCGAUUGUGCAGCUGUUGGUGGUGGCUUCAUUGAUGUCGGUGGAUCGUGUUAUCAAGCAAUCUUCAUCAAUGACUCUUACAUUGGUGGAGCUAGAGCCAAAUGUCAGGCAUUGAAUCCCAAUGCUGACUUGGGCACGAUUCGAUGUGAUUCGGAGAAUACAGGAGUUGCCAAUCUUGUACCAGCUGCUUUGAAGACUCAAUGUUCAACGUUUGGAAAUUUCUUUUAUAGUCAAAUGUUAUUGGGAAUUAACAAUGUGACAACGACGAGUGGGGUUGCCUGGUCAAAUGGUGCCAACUCGACUUAUCGAAACUGGGCCCCAGGAGAGCCAAACGGAAACAGUCCAGCAGAAACAGAUGCAGCCAGCAGUGCAACGUUCUACAUUGCGUCCACAGAUCCAGCUGGUGGCACGUAUCCGCUGGGACAAUGGGAAAACAUGCUACCAACUUGGGUGGUUUGUGCGACUCUCUGUGAAGUGAUCACGGCAAAAACCGGAAAUGGUUGUGGCUUCUCACCGUGCCAGAAUGGUCCG